Bombina bombina (fire-bellied toad) is the source of this 1153-nucleotide messenger RNA. It is a transcript of the gene NDUFAF2, whose product is annotated as NADH:ubiquinone oxidoreductase complex assembly factor 2. The transcript is spliced from 4 exons. Lineage: Eukaryota; Metazoa; Chordata; Amphibia; Anura; Bombinatoridae. The record is from RefSeq and is a predicted model, not a curated record. Gene Ontology annotation, biological process: mitochondrial respiratory chain complex I assembly. The coding region runs from base 138 to 623 and encodes 161 amino acids. Gene Ontology annotation, cellular component: membrane.
UGACGCCAGAAGUCCUUUAGAAGAAUGGGAACUAGCCGCUACUAACCUUGUGUCAAGAAGUUAAUAAUUGUCACUAGACCUUGUGUGUGGCAGACAGCGUUAGUCUAAUGGUUGUAUAGUGUUUGGUAUCAGCCGCUAUGGACAAAUUACGUGCUCUGCUCCAGAGGGCACUGGGAACAGUCAGACAGCACAUGGGCACUGACCAGUUUGGAAAUAAAUACUAUUACAUCCCUGCUCAGAAAACGCUGACAGGCCAAGCUUUAAGGGAAAGAAGAUUGGUUGAACCAGUAAAUAAAAGUGUACAUGAAUAUGAACUAGGCCAUAUUCCUACAGAGUGGGAAGCUUGGAUCAGAGGCAAAAGAAAAAGCCCUCCAACAAUCGAGGAAAUUCUUAAGAAUGAAAAAUUUAGAGAAGAAAUAAAAAUAAAAGGUGUAUCGUUUGAAAAAGAUCAACAAACGACUAGCAAAGAUGGACUGUUACAGCCAGGAAAAACUCAAAUAAAAGGACACGCCUCUGCUGUAGUCUAUGGAGAGAAAACACCAUCUGAGGAGCCUACAAGCACUGCAAAUACGUUUGAACCAGGAUCUUGGAUCCCAGCAGAUAAGAAGAAUCCUAAAAACUAGUCCUUAAUUAUUGUAAAAUAAAAUGGGCAUAUAUAAAUUUGCAUUAACAUUUUUAGAUGAAUAUGACUAAAGCAUGAAACUAUGUAUUGACUCGGAUUAUUGUAAAAGGUCUCUUGUGGAUUUCCAGUUGAUAAAACUGAAAGAGCACUUGCCGUGCUUCACAGGCCUAUCCUUGCUAUGUAUCUCUCUAUAACUUGCAGUUUGUGGUCUUAUCUUUUGUACUGAAGCUAAAUAAUUAAAUCCAGAUUGGCUCCUUUAACUAUCAAAAGUGGUGGGUAAAGGUUGACUGUUGAAAAAUAAUUUCAGCAAACAAGGUGUUAAUGUGUACUGAUAUAGUUCAGACUCAGUUCAUGUUAAUCUAUUGGAAGACUAAAGAAAAAAGCUUACUGCACCUUUAAAUUGUAUUUUUAUGUUAGAUAUGUUAACUGAACACUGUGCAUUUGUAUAUAAAACAGAAAGACUGACCUCCAAUUGAUCUCCAUUUGGAUUAAAGGAACACAAAAUAAAAAAAUAUAUAUUUUUAUGAUUUA